AUGUCUUCUAAUUCAUCAAGUACUCCAUCAAAUUCUUCAGUUUCACAAUUUUUAUCAGUUUUGAUUCCAACUUUAGUCAUAUCGGUGGUUUUUUUUCUUGCAUUCAUUGCUAUACGUAAAAAGCAAAAAAGAGUUUAUGAACCACGUUCAGUUGUUAAUACUUUACCAGAUGAUUUAAAAACUGAAUCUCCUCCGCCUGGGUUAUUUGGUUGGUUAACUUCAAUUUUAAGGAGACCUGAAAGUUAUUUGAUUCAAAAAACUGGUACAGAUGGUUAUUUUUUCCUUCGAUUUUUAUUUGAAUUUACUUGUGUGUGUAUUUUAGGUUGCAUUAUAACAUGGCCAAUUUUGUUUCCAGUUAAUGCUACAAAUGGUAAUAAUAAUCAACCAAAUUCUCAGAUCAAAGGUUUUGAUAUUUUAACUUAUUCAAAUAUUAGAAAUAAAUGGAGAGUUUUUGCCCAUGUCUUUUUAUCUUGGAUUUUAUUUGGCUCAGUUAUUUUUUUGAUUUAUCGUGAAUUAGUUUAUUAUGUUACUUAUAGACAUGUUUUACAAACAACUCCAUUAUAUGAUUCUUUACUAAGUUCAAGAACUUUAUUAUUAACUGAAAUUUCAACUGAAAAAUUAACUGAUGACCAAUUAAGAUCUUAUUUUCCAACUUCAACAAAUAUUUGGUAUUCAAGAGAUUAUAAAAAUUUAGAAGAUGAAAUAAAAGAACGUAAAAAAUUAGCAAACAAGUAUGAAUCAGCUUUGAAUAAAGUUUUGACAAAAGCCGUUAAAUUGAAAAAUAAAUUGUCGAAAAAAAACAAACCUCCAAUUGAACCUGAAGAUGAUUUAGAUAAAUACUUAAAAGAUGGUAAAAAGAGACCAACUCAUAAAUUGAAAUUCCUAAUUGGUAAGAAGGUUGAUACUUUAAAUUAUGGUGCUGAAAGAUUAGGUGAAUUGAAUAAAAUUAUAGACAAGAAGCAAACCGAAUAUCAAACCAAUAAACAAUUACCUGCUGUUUUUAUAGAGUUUCCAUCUCAAUUAGAAUUACAAAAAGCAUAUCAAUCAAUUCCGUACCAACCUGAUUUCAAAGGUGUUAAAAGAAUUAUCAAUGUCACUCCUGAUGAUAUAAUUUGGUCUAAUUUACAAUUAACUGCAACUAAAAGAAGAAUCAAAAAGAUUGGCGCAAAUACUUUUUUAACUUUAAUGAUUAUAUUUUGGUGUAUACCUGUUGCUGUUGUUGGUGCAAUUUCAAAUAUCAAUUUCUUAACUGAUAAAGUUCCAUUUUUAAAAUUUAUUAAUAACAUGCCAAGUGUGAUCAUGGGUGUUAUAACUGGUUUACUUCCAGUUAUUGCAUUAGCGGUUUUAAUGUCAUUAGUUCCACCAGUCAUCAAAUUAAUGGGUAGAAUUUCAGGUUGUCUUACUGUUCAACAAGUUGAAAGCUAUUGUCAAACCUGGUUUUUUGCAUUUCAAGUUGUAAAUGUUUUUCUUGCAAUGGCAUUGGGAUCUUCUGCAGCUUCAACUGCUACUUCAAUUGUUCAAGAUCCUGGUUCAGCAUUGGAAAAAUUAUCAAACAAAUUUCCAACUUCAGUUAAUUUCUAUUAUUCAUAUCUAUGUUUACAAGGUUUAACCAUUAGUUCAGGUGUCUUGUUACAAAUUGUAGCUUUAAUUUUAUCACAUAUUUUGGGUAGAAUAUUAGAUGGUACACCAAGAGCUAAAUGGAAUAGAUAUAAUACAUUAGGUUCUCCAGCUUACUCAACACUUUACCCAGGCUUUCAAUUAUUAACUGUCAUUGCUUUAGCUUAUUCUGUAAUUGCACCAUUAAUUUUAGGCUUUACAGCAAUUGCUUUUAUUUUGAUUUAUUUUGCCUGGAUAUAUACUAUGGUUUAUGUGAUGAGACCAAAUCAAGUUGAUGCCAGGGGUUCUAAUUAUGUUAAAUCUUUAUUUCAAUUAUUUACUGGUUUGUUUUUAGCUCAACUUUGGAUAACAGCAAUUUUUGUUUUUUCAAAAAAUUGGGCUUGUGUCGCUUUAGAAGGUGUAAUUAUUGUUGUAACAAUUAUUGCAAGAUUUUAUUUUAAAAGACGCUUCUUACCAUUAGUGGAUGCAGUUCCAAUUUCUGCAAUCAAAUAUGCUGCUGGUGAUUCAACUUAUGCUUACCCAAUGCAUGAUCAAGGAUUAAAAGAAAUUAAACGUGAAGGUCAACAAUUUUGGGAAGGAGGAAAUCAAUUGGGUAUCACUGGUGAGCCAAAUGAACAAGUCUUACCAAAUAAAGAUCUUCAAAGCAUUGGUAAUAGUAAAUAUACUGGUCCCGAAGGAGGAGCUCCUUCAACUGUUGGUGGUGCAACUUAUGAUCCAAAUCAUCGUGGUAGUGAAUCAUCAGCUGUUGAUACAAAAAUUGGAUUGAGCGAAUCUGAUAAAUAUGUUAGUCAUGGUGGACCAUUUGAUGAAAAGAAUUCAAGAAUCCAAAAUGAAGAUCUAGAAAAACAUGUUGGAAAUAAGAAUGCUAUGAAAGCAGUUGCAGGUGCACCUGGUAAAGGAGUUUCAUGGUUGAAAUUGUUUUUCAAACCAAAAAGUCAAACAUUUGAUAUGAUUAGAAAUAUUAUGCCAAAUUCCUACUUCAAUUAUGUUGAAUAUAACCCAGAAUUUAUAAGACAUGCUUAUGAUGAUCCAGCUAUUACCGAUGAAGAACCUCAUAUAUGGAUCUCAAGAGAUUCUAUGGGAUUAUCGGAAAUCGAAAAAAAUAAAGCUUUGAAAGAAGGUGUUGAUGUUCACGAUGAAAAUGCAAGUUUUGAUGAAAAAGGUAAUGUGAUAUAUACUGGCCCUCCUCCAACUUAUGAAGAAGCUAUUAGAGUUUAA
Molecule: messenger RNA, 2835 nt
Organism: Insectozyma verbasci
Lineage: Eukaryota; Fungi; Ascomycota; Pichiomycetes; Serinales; Debaryomycetaceae
Source: the annotation of a GenBank genome assembly